Fusarium subglutinans is the source of this 1275-nucleotide messenger RNA. Its product is annotated as (trans)glycosidase. Lineage: Eukaryota; Fungi; Ascomycota; Sordariomycetes; Hypocreales; Nectriaceae. The record is from RefSeq and is a predicted model, not a curated record. Gene Ontology annotation, molecular function: chitin binding. Bases 1 to 1275 code for a protein of 424 amino acids. The transcript has a single exon. Gene Ontology annotation, biological process: carbohydrate metabolic process.
AUGUUUGUUUCUUUCCCUCAAGCCGUCGGCCAUUUGGCCCUAGUUCUUGGACUUCUACCCAAUCUUGUCCUCUCCCAAUGCGGUCCUGACAACGAUGGAGCACGCUGUCCCUUGAAUGUCUGCUGUUCAUCAGCCGGAUACUGCGGAACAACGAGCGUGUACUGUAGUGAUGGUUGUCAGUCUGCGUACGGGAGCUGCUCUGUACCUACGGUUCCGUCUUGCUCUUCUGACGGUAAGACGGCGACCAAUGGCCGUCGCGUUGGAUACUGGCGCGUACAGCAGGCUUGGGACCGAUCUUGCGAUGUCGUCCUUCCUUCCCAGAUCCAGACCAAUGGAUUGACCCAUCUGAUCUUGGCGUUUGCCGAUUUCGACUCGAGUAGUUUCGCUGUUGGCGCUCAGAACUCCCAAGAUGUCGAAUACUAUAAGCAGUUUACCGCUUUGCAGAGCAGCUCGCUGCAGACGUGGAUUGCCAUUGGAGGCGGUAGUUUUUCUACCGGGACUUGGUCUUCCAUGGCGGCUUCAUCCGACUCUCGAUCUGCGUUCAUCUCGUCUCUCAAGUCCUUCAUGGAGACUUACUCCUUCCAGGGUGUUGACCUUGAUUGGGAAUUUCCAGCGACCGCCGAUGCAGCGAACCUGGUCUCUCUCGUCCAGGAGCUCCGAGCUGCCUUUGGGAAGGAUUAUGGUAUCUCAGCGGCGGUGCCAGCGGACUGGGGCAGCAUUCAGGGCUUCAACGCUGCUGGCAUGGGCAAAUACGUCGACUUCUUCAACUUCAUGGCCUACGACUUGCACGGCUGGGGGAUUGAUCAAGAACCAGCCAAGAGCACUGUGACCUACCAAGCCAGCAUAGUUGAUAUCGCCAACGAUCUCAUGCCGCUCUGGGCGAACCAGACCGACCCUUCGCUUAUCAACCUCGGUAUCCCCCUCUACGGCCGCGGGUAUACACUCUCCUCCUCUAGUUGCAAAGAGGUUGGUUGUGCUGCCUCAGGACCCAGUGAAGAGGGUUCUUGUGUCAAAGAUCCGACAGGCGUCAUGGUGCUAAGUGACAUCAAAAAGGCCAUAUCGGCCAAUCAAGCUACUGUCGAGCUUGACAGUGAGGCUAUGCAGAAGUAUGCGACUUGGGGGAGUGAUCAGUGGGUAGGCUAUGACGACGCUGACACACUGGCACUGAAGAUGGCUUGGGCUGAUGGAUUGUGCUUGGGCGGCGCUGUGUUUUGGGCUCUCGAUAAUAAUGGCGGUGCGUGGGGUGCCAAAGGUAAAAGCCCGUGCAAGGCAUAA